GUGCAGAAGUUCAUUCUGGACUGGGCUGAAGGAAAAGCAAAUCAGGAUGUCCAAUUUGUAUUUUCAUUCCCUUUUCGGGAGCUGAAUUUGAUGAAAGGGGACAAACACACUUUCAUUGAACUUCUUAAUCACUUCUCAAUGGAAACCAAACAAUCAGGAAUCUCCAUCUACAACAAGUACAAAGUUCUGUUCAUCUUUGAUGGUCUGGAUGAGUGCCGACUGCCCCUAGACUUCCAGAAGAACAAGAUCUGUUGGGACGUCACAGAGUCAACCUCAGUGGAUGUUCUGCUGACAAAUCUCAUCAAGGGAAAUCUGCUUCCCUCUGCUCUCCUCUGGAUAACUACCCGACCUGCCGCAGCCAAUAAGAUCCCUUCAACGUGUGUUGACCAGGUGACAGAGGUACGAGGGUUCAAUGACCCACAGAAGGAGGAGUACUUCAGGAAGAGAUUCAGGGAUGAGGACCUGUCCAGCAGAAUCAUCUCACACAUAAAGACAUCAAGGAGCCUCCACAUCAUGUGCCACAUUCCAGUCUUCUGUUGGAUUUCUGCAAUAGUCCUUGAACACAUGCUGAAACAUAAGAGAGAAGAGAUGCCCAAGACUCUGACUGAGAUGUACACACACCUUGUGGUGUUUCAUACCAAACAGAAGAAUGCAAAGUAUCUUGUGAAAGAAGAGACAGGUCCACACUGGAAUAAAGAGAGCAUUCUGUCACUGGGAAAACUGGCUUUUCAACAGCUUGUGAAGGGCAAUCUGAUUUUCUAUGAAGAAGACCUGAAAGAGGCUGGCAUUGAUGUUAAUGAAGCCUCAGUGUACUCAGGAUUGUGCACACAGCUCUUUAAAGAGGAAUGUGGGCUGUACCAGGACAAGGUGUACUGCUUUGUUCAUCUGAGCAUUCAGGAGUUUCUGGCUGCUGUAUAUGUGUUCCUCUCAUUCAUCAACAACAAUGAGAAUCUAAUGGACAAACCGCAAACAAAGUCCAGUGUCUUUUCUUCACUGUUCAGAGAGAAGCCUAAAGUUACUGAAGUUACUGUCUACAAGAGUGCUGUGGAUAAAGCCUUACGAAGUGAGGCAGGAAACCUGGACCUUUUCCUCCGCUUCCUUCUGGGCCUCUCACUGGAGUCCAAUCAGAACCACUUACGAGGUCUACUGACAAAGACAAGAAGCAGCUCACAGAGCCAUGAAGAAACAGUCAAGUACAUCAAGGAGAAGAUCAGGGAGAAUCCCUCUCCAGAGAGGUGCAUCAAUCUGUUCCACUGUCUGAAUGAACUGAAUGACCAUUCUCUAGUGGAGGAGAUCCAAAGCUUCCUGAGAUCAGGAAGUCUCUCAAAACCCAAACUGUCACCUGCACAGUGGUCAGCUCUGGUCUUUGUGUUGCUGACUUCAGAAAAGGAUCUGGAUGUGUUUGACCUGAAGAAAUACUCCAGAUCAGAGGAAGGUCUUCUGAGGCUGCUGCCAGUGGUCAAAGCCUCCAGAGCUGUUCUGCUGUCAGGCUGUGGAGUCACAGAGGAAGGCUGUGCUUCUCUGGUCUCAGCUCUGGAGUCAAACCCCUCACACCUGAGAGAGCUGGAUCUGAGUAACAAUGACCUGAAGGAUUCAGGAGUGAAGCUGCUCUCUGCUGGACUGGGGAAUCCCCACUGUAAACUGGAGACUCUGAGACUCACUGGCUGUAAAAUCAGAAACACAUCCUGUAAAGUGUUGGCCUCAGUUCUCAGUUCAAACCCCUCACACCUGAGAGAGCUGGAUCUGAGUAACAAUGACCUGAAGGAUUCAGGAGUGAAGCUGCUCUCUGCUGGACUGGGGAAUCCCCACUGUAAACUGGAGACUCUGAGACUCGCUGGCUGUAAACUCAGGAACACAUCCUGUAAAGUGUUGGCCUCAGUUCUCAGUUCAAACCCCUCACACCUGAGAGAGCUGGAUCUGAGUAACAAUGACCUGAAGGAUUCAGGAGUGAAGCUGCUCUCUGCUGGACUGGGGAAUCCCCACUGUAAACUGGAGACUCUGAGACUCGCUGGCUGUAAACUCAGGAACACAUCCUGUAAAGUGUUGGCCUCAGUUCUCAGUUCAAACCCCUCACACCUGAGAGAGCUGGAUCUGAGUAACAAUGACCUGAAGCAUUCAGGAGUGAAGCUGCUCUCUGCUGGACUGGGGAAUCCCCACUGUAAACUGGAGACUCUGAGCCUGUCAGACUGUCUAGUCACAGAGGAAGGCUGUGCUUCUCUGGUCUCAGCUCUGGAGUCAAACCCCUCACACCUGAGAGAGCUGGAUCUGAGUAACAACGACCUGAAGGAUUCAGGAGUGAAGCUGCUCUCUGCUGGACUGGGGAAUCCCCACUGUAAACUGGAGACUCUGAGGCUGUCAGGCUGUCUAGUCACAGAGGAAGGCUGUGCUUCUCUGGUCUCAGCUCUGAGGUCAAACCCCUCACACCUGAGAGAGCUGGACCUGAGCUACAAUCACCCAGGAGACUCAGGAGUCAGACUGCUCUCUGCUGGACUGGAGGAUCCACACUGCAGACUGGAGAAACUCAAUGUGGAACAUGGUGGAGAGAACAGAAUGAAACCUGGGCCUAGAAAAUAUGUCUGUGAUCUCACACUGGACCUAAACACAGUAAACAGACUCCUCUCUCUGUCUGAGGAGAACAGAAAGGUGACACGUAGGAGAGAGGAGCAGCCGUAUCCUGAUCACCCAGAGAGAUUUGAGGGCUGUGGACAGGUGUUGUGUAGAGAGGGUCUGACUGGGCGCUGUUACUGGGAGGUAGAGUGGAGUGGGAGAAGGGGGGCUGAUAUUGGAGUGACAUAUAAAGGAAUCAGCAGGAGAGGAAGGGUUAAUGACUGUUGUCUUGGACACAAUGACAAGUCCUGGAGUCUGUUCUGCUCUGACAACAGUUACAUUGCCAGGCACAAUAAUAAUCCCACUACCAUAGUCGUCCCCUCCUCCAGCUCCCACAGAGUAGGAGUGUAUCUGGACUGGUCAGCCGGCACUCUGUCCUUCUAUAGAGCCUCCUCUGACACAUUGACCCACCUGAUCACAUUCACCUCCAUAUUCACUGAGCCCCUCUAUCCAGGGAUUGGGGUUUGGUAUGAUGGUGACUCAGUGUCCCUGAAAUAAGUGAACACACACACUGGACAGAGACACACACACUGGACAGAGACACACACACUGGACAGAGACACACACACUGGACAGAGACACACACACUGGACA
Messenger RNA from Oncorhynchus nerka (sockeye salmon), 3201 nucleotides. RefSeq names its product NACHT, LRR and PYD domains-containing protein 12-like. The transcript has 9 exons. The record is from RefSeq and is a predicted model, not a curated record. The coding region runs from base 91 to 3105 and encodes 1004 amino acids. Gene Ontology annotation, molecular function: protein binding. Lineage: Eukaryota; Metazoa; Chordata; Actinopteri; Salmoniformes; Salmonidae. Gene Ontology annotation, biological process: intracellular signal transduction.